UCUCUGUUUGUGUUUGAACUGCAUGUUCGGAAUCUCACUGUGACGUCACUGUGAUCGAAUGUUCGCGUUCUGUAGCGAGUCGGAGAGUGAUCUGUUUCACAGACAUAGAUUGAGAAAAGUAUUGUUUGUCUUUCAUCAUUGAAUUCAAAAUCAACAUGAGUGUGUCAUCCAUUCCCACCAUGUCGUCGUCUGAAUUCUCGGAUGAGCUCGCCACGGCUCUCGCUGAGGGACGCUGGUGGGCCAUAAUGGAGGUUUCAGACCCCAUAUCUGCGGAGAAUGAGAAUGUUUCCCCCACGGCCAGUGGGGGGAAACAGUGGAGGCUGGGGGAACUUCAUGCCCCACAUCCCUGCUUAGUGGUGCAUCUGAGAAGGCUUGGAGAAAAUCCAAACAAUCUGGCUUCACAGAUGAAUCCAUUAAGUCUACAAAGCAGUGGAGGCAGAAGGCAAUGCCUGAGAAGGGAGACUCCACCUCAUCCCCGGUGUUCAUUGGUGCACCUGAGAAGAUCCCAAACUCAGAUGAAACACUGAAGCCUACGAAGAAGAAGAAAAAAAAGAAGAAAUCAAAAAAGCCACAGGGGGCACCUGUAUCUGAGACGACUGAGGGGAGAAAACCCGCCUCAUUUCCGGUCUUCGGUGAUGGAUCGGAGUCACCGCAGUGGAGGCAGAAGCCACAAAAAGCACCUGACGGGUCCUCACAGGGUGCAAGUGUGCUCGACAGGUCCCAAAAGAACUCAAAAAAAGGGGACCUCACCUCAUCCAGUGAUGCAUCUGAGAAGCCUGAGUUUAUCUCAGUUGCAUCACUGAAUGCCAGAGACAAGAGGAGACAGUUUAGGAAGAAAAAGCAAAAAGCAGCUCCUGUGCCUGUUGAAUCCCCAGAGGAACCAGCUGUUCCCAUCGGGUCUCAACAAAGAGGUAAACUCAAGAUCCCUGAUCAUCUAGUUAGGCAUCUACAAAAGGCCUCUUCUGAUCUGGGAGCACCUUUGGCUGCUGGAUCCCAACAGGCGCAAGAAACUCCUACGUCUCUACAGGGAGCACCUGUGGCACCAAAUGGAGCCCCGAAGAGGCCAAAACUGAAAAUCCCUGAGCCGUUGAGACGGGAGCUGCUCAAGCAGAAGCCUCUAGCCUCUUCGGUUCAGGGAUCGUCUAAUCCUGCAAAGUCCAAACAGGACAGGACUCCAGUGGGAGCAGCUGGGACCCGACAAGGAGCAGAAGUGUCCGCGGAGUCUCCGAAGGGUGCAGCAGCGUCUUCCGCUCAGGGUGGACCCAUGCCCUGCAGGAUCACAAAAGUUGCACAUGUGCUUUCUGGGACCCCACAUGGAGCACAUGUGCCCGAAGGUUCCCCACAACAGGAAGAAAACUUCAAGUUCCCAAUGCAGUGUAGGGAACAGAAGAUCCCACAGAGAACACCGACUUCUGGCGAUGCAGGUGUGGACCGGACACCUCCACAAAAACUAUAUGAGCAAAUUUACAACAAGGUGCAGCUGAAGCUUAAACUGAGGAGCCAAAAUCAUCAGCUGCACCAGAGAACCUGUUCCCAUCUGAACCGGAAAAGAGCUCUGGACAGUGCAGGAGUGGAUCAGUCUCCUCCACCAAAAAAGCUGCGUUUGGACCAACAGUCGGAAUCAGAGCAGAUUGAUGAUUUAUGUCGCAUGUUCGCCAAAUUUCUUGUGAUUUCACAUAUUUAAUAUUUAUACUGUUUACAUGCUUUAUAUGAAUGCAUGUAUAAUAAAAGCAUAUAAUAUAAA
This is a messenger RNA of Megalobrama amblycephala (Wuchang bream), 1744 nucleotides long. RefSeq lists its product as uncharacterized. The transcript has 4 exons. The record is from RefSeq and is a predicted model, not a curated record. Lineage: Eukaryota; Metazoa; Chordata; Actinopteri; Cypriniformes; Xenocyprididae. Bases 446 to 1684 code for a protein of 412 amino acids.